Messenger RNA from Dicrocoelium dendriticum, 477 nucleotides. The record is from the annotation of a GenBank genome assembly. Lineage: Eukaryota; Metazoa; Platyhelminthes; Trematoda; Plagiorchiida; Dicrocoeliidae.
AUGAUUAGUGACAGUGGCUAUCAAAUGAUAACAACUGGUGAAUUCAGAAACCAAGUAGAGCUUCUGUAUCCCCUCCCAUCCCGCAACCCUCUUCCUUCCGCAUCUCCUGCAUCCAUUCCCUCAUCACCUCCCCCCCCUCCCCCCGACCACAUUAACCCUCUUCGCCUCCGCCCCUCCGCUCCUACCAACCCCUCCCGCGUACACUCCUGCCCUUCCCCCCCCAUUCCCCCAGGUCUCUCCCCCCUGAUCCCUCCCACUGAUCCCCCUCUCCCGUCCCCCAUGUCUCGAGCAACCUCUCUCCCCUCACGCCCCUCACUCCCACCUCCCCCCACACCCCCAGUCCCUUUUCCUCCGCCCCCACCCUCUCUCCAGUGCUCCCUACCCCCCAGGCCCCCCGCCUCCCACCCCCCCUCUCCCUUCCAUCUCCAUCCCUACUCACCUCUCCCCACCUUUUCCCCUCCCCCCCCUUGCCCUUAA